Molecule: messenger RNA, 2930 nt
Organism: Talpa occidentalis (Iberian mole)
Lineage: Eukaryota; Metazoa; Chordata; Mammalia; Eulipotyphla; Talpidae
Gene: SERTAD4
Product: SERTA domain containing 4
Exons: 4
Coding region: 338-1345 (335 amino acids)
Cellular component (GO): nucleus
Source: RefSeq, a predicted model, not a curated record
ACCACUUUUUCUUCCUCUUUUCAUAAGGUUUUCCAGUAAGUUUUUGCUGCUGUCUCCUUGGAGGGCGUUUGAAAAGAUAAAGGGAGGUAGUUUGACAGCUGGCCCCUCAUUCCAGCCACUGCCCUGGUACCUCCUCUGCCUGUCCGAGGGAGCCGCUUCCCCCCUGCCAUCUGGGGCAGAGGUGGGGUCCCCAUGAGGACCUGGUGCAGGCUGGCAUCACUGCUUCCAGGAGCUGCUAUCAGCCAGCAGGACACUGUCCACUCCGGGAACCUGGCAAGUCCCUGUCCCUGGCAGCAGGAGGUCCUUGCUCCAGCCCCGGGAUCUGAGGCCGUCAGAGAUGACUCUGGUGCUGUCCAUGAAUGGAUUCUGUGAGCCCAUUGUCUCGGAAGGAGCUGCUGAAAUUGCCGGGUACCAGACACUAUGGGAGGCCGACAGUUACGGGGGCCCUAGCGCCCCAGGGCCAGCUCAUGCCCCUCUGCAGGGAGAUCAGGGAGCCGGGCCCCCCCUGGCAGGAUCACAUUACAGGGGAAUUUCAAAUCCUAUCACAACAUCCAAGAUCACAUACUUUAAGAGGAAGUUUGUGGAAGAAGAGGAUUUUCACCCACCACUCAGCAGCUGUAGCCAUAAAACCAUCUCGGUUUUCGAGGAACGCGCACACAUCCUCUACAUGUCCCUGGAAAAGCUCAAGUUCAUCGACGACCCCGAAGUGUACCUCCGCAGGUCCGUGCUCAUCAACAACCUGAUGAAGCGGAUCCACGGGGAGAUCAUCACGCAAAACAACUGGUGCCUGCCCGCCUGCGCUUUCCACGGGGCGGCGGCCCAGGAGUGGUUCGUGGUGCAGGACUGCCCCUACCGUAAGCGGCCGCGGCUGGCCAAGGAGUGCGAGAAGCCGCACGCCUGCUGCUUGUACCAGGAGUGCGGCGGCCACUGCCUGAGCACGCCCCUGUCGGUCGGCGCGGCUGUCGGAAGUGCCUCCCCGGCCGCCGCCCCUCCCCCGCAGGGGCUGCCCGGCUACCCCGCCCCGGCGGACUUCGACGCCGCCAGCGCCCCUGUGUACAAGGGGGACGGCCAGCUUCCCGCCGCCGACGUCUUCGUCGCUCACGGCCGCGCGCUCGGCGACCCGGAGAAGGCCCAGGGAGACGCGGGGCCGGCCCUGGGCGGCCCCCUCGGCCACGAACCUGCGGGAAGUGACCUUGCCUUUGAACGCAAAGGCCAAUUUUACGAUUAUUUGGAGACUGGAUAUAAUGAAAAAAGCAAUGGCAGCGAGUCUUGGAGAAAGUCCUUAAGGAGGAAGGAGCCCUCGCCGGGCAGCAAGCUGCGGUGUGGCAAGGGGAGCAAAGCGUGAGGCGUCGGGCGGGGCUCAGGCGCAGCGCACCCGCUCAGAGUUUAUUUUGAAUGGAUUUUACAGUUUUGUACAACUGAUGCACUUGGGCCGUGAACACGCCGUGUGGUUGAGAUGCCUGGGGGCAGCGUGCGUAGACGCCGUGCGGGGCCCAGCGGCCGCUUAUCAGCGUGGGAACUGGGCGCGAAGACCGUCGAUGUGGCGCCUCAGAGUAGAGCUUGGUUUGGGCACAGAGAGAGCGCUGGGUGAGACGGCCCGUGCCCGUGACGCUCCCGUCCCCCCAUGCUUCCGUCCCCCGGGGCGUCCCUGGCUGAGAAACGUCACCUGUUUGCUGAUUAGUGCGGUAGCUAUUGGGUGCGCGAAUGGACAUACCCAGCUCCGGGCCCACGCAGGAGUAUUCUGAGCUGUAGACUAAGGCAGGGGCUGGUGCCGGCUGGUGGGCCACCAGGUCUUGGCGCUGAGUGCUCUGGGUGGCAGAGGCGGGUCGGGGCCUGAACCCAGCUGGGCUGGCCUGCCUGCGGUGGGCCACGAGGCCUCGGGAGGUGGAUACAGGGCGACUUUUGGUGCCUUACUUAUUCUUAAUUUUUGCCAAUGUGAAAAUUAAGGCUAAAUCAGAGUUACAGCAGGGAUUUAACAAACAGGAAAACCAACCACAGGGUGGAUCGCGAUGUUUGGAGACGUAACCUUCGAACUGUCGCAUUCAACUUUUGAUUGGACAUCUCUACUCCUCCUUUAUUUUUGAAGCCCCAGGGCUUCUGGGUUGGGCGUUUUUGGAAAGGGGUGGCGAGGCAGAGAGCACGGCUAGAAAGCGGUGCUGGCCGCGGCUUCUCUGCGGCCCAUUCUUGCUGGGUUGGGCGUUUGGGGCUUUCGGGUUGUUUUGUCCCGUGAGGUUCAUCAACAGUGGCAUGCGUCAUACUUUGAUCUGUUUUGCAUCAUUUCACUCUUUUAGAUUAUAAAAGCAUGUGAUUUUUUAUAUCUGACUUUUGCUGUUGAUUAAGAAGCACAAUGUUAAUAAAUGAUGUGGUGACCAAUAUGGUUUUAUCUUCAAGAAUGUCAAGACUUUAGUUUGAGGAACGUUAUUUUGGAGAAAUGGGAAGUAAGCUGCAGUAGUUAUGUAUUCGGUCAACAUUUUUCUUAGUCCUUUUUUUCAUUCGUACAUUUGCAAAGAGUGUUCCAAGGCCUUCUGCCUCCUCCCCUCCUGCACCCCCCAGUUCUGCUCAGCUGUACCCCAGUUCCUAGGCUCCGUAUUGACUCAGCCCCUUUGAACCACACUUCCCAGAAACCAAAUGCCAAAUGGAGGAAAUCAGCAAGUCCCCCCAUUUUCUCCAAGAUGAAGCUUUUUUUAAUUUCUACUAUUAAUAUUAAGCAGAGAUCUCACUCAUACAGUGUAUGAGUAGGGUCUUCACCCGGACAAUGUCCGCAAGGACCAAUUUUUAAAACAUGUUCUUGUGUUAUGGCUAAAUAGUCUAGUAAUGUUCCACUUUUAUUUUUCAAUAUUUGAUAAACAUUUGAUGUUGAAACCUUAGGUGAUAGAUGCUUGUAUAUGAAUGUGUCGUAAUAAAGUGAGGUUUUCUUGAUCUAUAUUUAU